Messenger RNA from Cladophialophora immunda, 1693 nucleotides. RefSeq lists its product as uncharacterized. The transcript has 5 exons. Gene Ontology annotation, molecular function: ATP binding; protein kinase activity. The coding region runs from base 1 to 1656 and encodes 551 amino acids. The record is from RefSeq and is a predicted model, not a curated record. Gene Ontology annotation, biological process: protein phosphorylation. NCBI's taxonomy places the organism in Eukaryota, Fungi, Ascomycota, Eurotiomycetes, Chaetothyriales, Herpotrichiellaceae.
AUGACGUUGGAUCGCUUUCGCGUAGACUGGGACCCAAAUGCCCUCCAAACAUUCUUCAGUGAUUCCGAUGAGCGCGACGCCGUGGCCCCGUCACCCAUUAAGCACUUUUUCAGCUGGCAGGAGCUCCGUUCAUCGGGUCGCUUGACGUCCGUUGGCUCAAGGUUCCAACAUCUCUUCUCCUCCAAACUCGAUAUUCCCGACGAAGACGAAUGGUGCUUCGAAAGACCGUUGGGCAAGGGAUCCUUUGGUGCGGCAGCCCUCUAUACCAAAUGGAAUGACAGGCAAGAAAAAACCGAUGCAUUCGUACUAAAAGUCACCGACUUCGAACCGGGCCAAUUCCUCCCAGCUACAUCGAGGAAGAUAUUCUUGACCGAUGAAGCUGCCAUCAUGGCGCAAACCAACAACCUUGGAUCAGACAACCUCGUGCGCCUUCGUCAGUAUAAGGUGGACCGGCAAUUCUGCCGGUAUUACCUCGAGUUUUGUGAAUUCGACACAUUGGAGACACUUAGGCUGAGAUACAAAGCAUGGAAUAAAUAUCUUCCUGAAGCCUUCCUGUGGCAUACCUUCCACUUCCUGGCACAAGCUUAUCUUGACUUUUGCACGGGUCCGUACAGGAGUCUUAAGUUUUGGAAUUUUGGAGAGAUCCUGUCCGGCCAAUAUCUUCUGCACAACGACAUCAAGACGGACAACAUUUUCCUGGGCAUGAAUGCCACCAAAGACGAGGGGACUAUCUGGUAUCCUGUACCAAAGAUAGGUGAUUUUGGGUUGGCCAUAACCACCAAUGCUGACGAACUCACAACCAAUACUGCCCAGGCCCUACAACGAGGCACCGUAGUGUGGUCACCACCAGAGCAACGUAUUCGACAUAUGCAGGAUUGGCGUAUGUACCAUUUCGACGGCGACGUCAACCCUCGAUUUCCUUCCAACAGGGACACCAGCCUGCAUCGAAUCCGUCCCGAAGCAAACAUCUGGGCCAUUGGUGCCGUCAUGUGGAGUUUGAUGACGAUGGGCGAGAUAGACGAACUCAGCGAGAAAGUCGACGACAUCUUGUUGGGCGAGGGACCAGCCUGGAGGACUUUUGAUGGGACAAACGUUCUCCACACCGUUGACCCCGAAAUCAUGAGCCGCUAUAGUCUUGAACUCAUUGAGCUCAUCCAGGAAUGCACGAGCUUGAGACCCGCCGAUCGGCCGCCGCCGAACCGGCUGGUCCAGGACAUCUUGGAGAACUUGCAAAAGUGCUUUGCACGGGAGGAAGAGGUGUUCAGGCAAACACAGGACCCGACGCCACUGAUUGUGGCCUUUGACCAAAACCAAAUCAACGACUUCCCCGACGGCGGCGCCAAUUUCACCAAGCGAAGUUACUUCUGGGACGACUUCGCCGAUCAUCUCCUCUGGGGGCCGAAGGAAUUGGACUUGCUCUGUCCGCCGGCAGCGCCGCAGUUUCUGAACUUUGACGACCGCUGGCCGCUCCCGCUGCGCAGGAAGAUCAAUGAGAGAUGGAGACAAGCGGUGUUGAAGAGAGAUAGAAGAGCUGCUCAAAGCCGCCACGGCAGGACAACACCGUCGAACGUAUUGCAAAACCCAGAGACCAGACAAUUCGACCAACAUUCGGCAGACCAGCCGGAUGCGCAGCCUCGAAAGCGAGCAAGGCUGUGACGGAAUGUGGAUAGGAGUUGGCUCGGCGGCCACUGCU